Molecule: messenger RNA, 1203 nt
Organism: Striga hermonthica
Lineage: Eukaryota; Viridiplantae; Streptophyta; Magnoliopsida; Lamiales; Orobanchaceae
Source: the annotation of a GenBank genome assembly
AUGGCACUGCGCGGCAAGCUCCGGCAGCUCCUCCUCCAACGACGCCGUUUCUUCUCCACCUCCCCGCACCCCGCCCCAGUCUCCCGAACCCUACCCGCCAACGAGGAACAAACCCGCACCACCCUCGCCCUCGUCCUGUCCGAGCCCGACCCGGCCCGCAUCCCCCACAUCUUCCGCUCCACUUCCCUGACCCCCGAGUCGCAUUUCCACCGCCACGUCUACACCAAAGCCAUCUCCAAACUCAUGGAUUCCAACGACCACGACUCUAUACGAACCCUGAUCCGGGACUCCAUUGAGCGGCUCAGCACCCGCAAAUCCGAGCAUCUGUUCUCGCAGUUCAUCGUCCUCUACGGCCGGGGCGGUCUGGUCGGAGACGCCGUCGAUCUGUUUGACCGGAUGCCGGCCAUGGGCGUGAAUCGCAACGUGAAGACUCUCAACUCUUUGCUCUAUUCUUGCCUCCUGGCCGGCGAUUACUCCGAGAUGGCAAGGAUUUUCCGAGAUUUUCCCCAAAAAUACGGGCUCAAGCCGGAGCUGGACACAUAUAACACCGUCCUCAAGGGUUUUUGUGACGGGGGCUGUUCGAGUGAGGCCCACGCCAUACUGGCCGAGAUGGAGGGUAAAAACGUAAAACCGAAUUUGACCACGUUCGCCACUAUAAUCGCCGGUUUUUACAUGGAGGAGAAGAAUGACGAAGUGGGGAAGAUUUUGAACCUGAUGAAGAAACACGGGGUGAAGCCUGGGAUCAGUAUCUACAACGUGAGGAUAAAGAGUCUUUGCAAGCUCGGGAGAUCGGAGGAGGCCAGGGCACUGCUGGGUGGGAUCGUGUCCAAGGGAAUAAAGCCCACUCGCGCGACCUACGGGAGCUUGAUUUACGGGUUCUGCCGGGAAGGUAAAUUGGAAGUGGCCAAGGGCUUGUUUGGGGAGAUGGUCGGGAAAGGUUUGGAGCCGGAGCCUGUUUGCUAUUUCACGCUCGUGUUUUUCAUGUGCAAAGGGGGUGAUUUUGAGGCGGCUUUGGAUGUGUGCAGGGAGGUUAUGGGGAAGGGUUGGGUGCCGAACAUGACGACUAUGAAGCUGCUUGUCGACGGACUUGUGGGGAUCGGGAAAGUGGACGAGGCUAGGGAGAUUAUUGGGCAUGUGAAAGAGAAGUUCCAGAGGAAUAGUGAUAAGUGGAGUGAGGUUGAGGAUGGCUUGCCUAAGUUAUAG